ACGACGACCCAGGACCCCGCGGCCGUUCCCGGUGCGGGGCGACCCAUCGGCGCCAAGGCGGGGGGGGUGGUAGCCCCUCCGGGCUCCCUCAGCGGGGUCGCGCCCGGGCAGGAGGAGGCUCUGCGCGGCGCCCCGAGGAGAGAGGACGGGGAUCUGGAACUCGCGAGGUGCGGCCGCCCUCAGACUGGGUGUGGGAUGGCCCCCGAGGCGAGGACAACGGGCUCGGCCUCCCCUCCGCGCCAUGGCUCGGCCCUGUUUGAAGCCAGCCCUCCUCAGGCUCUCUCCAUGAGCGAGCUACAGCAAAUAACUGAUGAUAUUUCCAAACUGACCAUUGUGCACGAAAUUGUGCUCGACGGUGACUUCAAACUGCAAGCAGCCAGCUUCUCCCCAAAAAGCCUGGAAAACAGAGUGAAGGAGACAUUGCACAAAGCCUUUUGGGACAGCCUGGAGGAACAGCUCUCCGCUAGACCCCCAGACUACACUCGGGCCAUCCAGCUGCUGCAGGAGAUCAAAGAGGGCCUGCUGUUGUUGCUGCUCCCACGGCACCACCAGCUGCGAAGCCAAAUUGAAGAGGCCCUGGACAUGGAGUUGAUCAGGCAGGAGGCUGAGCACGGGGCUCUGGAUAUCCAUGGUCUCACCACGUACGUCCUUGGCACGAUGGCACGGCUGUGCGCGCCCAUUCGGGAUGAGGAAGUGCAAGGGCUGCAGAGCCUCACAGACCCAGCUCAGCUUCUCAGGGAGAUUUUCCGUGUGUUGGGCCUGAUGAAAAUGGACAUGCUGAAUUUUACUGUCCAGAGCAUCCGCGCCCACUUGCAAGACCACACCAUCCAGUAUGAACGGAAGAAAUUCCAGGAACUCUUGGAUAAGCUGCCUAACUGCCUGGAUCACACCAGAGAGUGGCUGCGCAAAGCGGCAGCAGAAGUGUCCGUGUCCUCUCCACAGCCCCCCCCCCACCCUGCAGGCAGCAGUGGCACAGUGGUGCCAAGUCUCACGUCCGUGCUAAAUCGAGGGUACAUGAAUCUGCUCUCCUGGCAGCCUGGGCAAAAGGAAUACCCUGAGACACUGUUUAUGGAUCAGGCCCGGCUGCAGGAGGUACAAGCGCAGGUGAACCAGCUCACCAUCAUAGCUGCAGUCCUGCUGGUCACCAGUGGCAUGUGUGGAAGCACCUUAUUUGGCUCACCUGGGUUUGUAGCUAAGCUGAAACGGGUAACAAAGGUCCUCUUGGAAGGGCUGUCCUCUACCAGGUAUGAAGCAGCUUUAGAAGACAUCAGCGACCAAGUGCUGCAGGAGGUCAGCAGGGCUCUGGCACAGCUGGGUUACCCCGCUUUUACCACGGACAAAUGUGCUUCCCUGAAAGGCCAGAUAAAAAGCAUCGCUGAGACGGGCAACGCAGUCCGGCAGGUCAUGGAGCAGCGGAUUCAUUCCUUCCUCAGCCUUUUCAUUUCCCCCGAUGGACAGAAUUCACAAAAAGAUUUCCCAAAGGGCCUUGAUCCCAUUCAGGAAGAGCUGCUGGAAGUCGGGCGCAGGUUUGGGAGCGUGAUCCACCACAACAGGCAGGUGUUUGGACCUUACUACGCGGGAAUUCUCCGGAAGGUGCUUCUCCCAAACGCAGAACCAGACUCGGACACAGGGAUGGGUUCCCUCUGAUCAUCUUCAGCGCAAACCAGGCAGGAGUGGAAGGCAUUCUCCAAGAGUUUCUGAAAUCAUGCUUCAGCUUGUAAAAAUCAAUCAGACAAAUCCACCGGGGCCAGGGCUGCUACUGGGAAGUGACUCUUGGCAUGUCAGCAUCUGAAUAAACCUCUCAACUACAAAAAGUUGUGGCUUUUUUCCCAAAAAACGUUAUUUGGUGGGGAAGGCAAUGAGAUGCGGAGCUCAUAAAACUGAGGUGCAACUUAAGCUUUUUUUAAUUCAAGGUGUUAAUUCUGCCAUGGGCCCGUAACCUACUUUGCUGAAACAUUAGUCACAGCCCAGGGACGCUGUUUGCAUUUGAUAAAGCCACAUGGUAUUUAAAAUCAUUAAAACUCCUCAAUAUAUUUCAGUGUUAGCUUGGAAACCUGACUUACUGAAUUAUUAGAAAUGGAACAUAUGGUAUAAAUUUAGAAAUCCCUGGUGUAUUUAGUAUUUUACAUCAGCCAGAUUUUACUUGACAUGAAAAUGUGAACUUUAACCUGUAUUUAAAUGUCUGGAUUUCUUGUUCUAAUUUUACAUAAUGAAAACGUCCUACUUCUUGGCAAGCCCAAAAAGCUUUGCUGGGUGAAUACAAUGGCUGCCCAAACCUUUAAGAGUUGUUACAUGAACCAUGUGCUGCAGGAAAGUGAUUUUAGCAUUUAUCAUGAGUAAAUCUGGGUCCUGACAGUGGAACAAUUUUGGCAGAUGGACAUUAAUGGGGCUAAAAAUGAGCUUCUCACCAUCCUGUGAGAACGUACCCAAAGCGGUUGGCAACCGUUCUGCUACAGGUAGGGCUACCUUCAACAGAAUACGUGGAUGUCUUUUUAUGCGUUUUUCUCUAAAUAAUUUAGUAUUUGGGGUCGUUAUGACUAACUGCUAAAAGAGCAGCCUCAGCCAAAGCCUGUUCCGCUGCCAGAGAACCACAGCAGGACCAGGCCCAGCUCAUCCGCGUCCCGCGCUCCACCUCCACCCUGCGCAACGCCCCGACCUCCUCUCCUUCCUGGGAUUUCCAAAGUGCAGGUACAGCCCUGGGCUGAGCUAAUUAAACACCAAAUUAACUACCUGCCCUCACUCCUCCUUCUCUUACCUUCCCAGGUUUUUCAGACGAGGACGGCGUCGCUUUAACCAGGAUGAGCAGGAGACUCCGGUUUAACGCUGAGGUCGCAGUGACAACAGCGUAAAUGUGUGUCUAAGGUUGUUUAUUAAUUCAGUCUGUUCUAAGUUGUACAAUUAUGAAAACAACAAAACGACUGCUGGAAGCCCAGGAAUAUUUACAAUCUCGCCUUGUUGUAGUGAGGUCAGUCUAUGUCGUUGCACAGAUUGGGUUAUGUUUGGUACCACAAGAUGUUUAAAAUUCAGACAAAUUUGAACAGAUUAACAAUUGUAUAUACAGGAAAUAAAAGGAAAUUCAAGUAUCAAAAUACA
Messenger RNA from Calidris pugnax (ruff), 3093 nucleotides. It is a transcript of the gene TCP11, whose product is annotated as t-complex 11, testis-specific. The transcript is spliced from 9 exons. Gene Ontology annotation, biological process: regulation of sperm capacitation. NCBI's taxonomy places the organism in Eukaryota, Metazoa, Chordata, Aves, Charadriiformes, Scolopacidae. Gene Ontology annotation, cellular component: acrosomal vesicle; sperm flagellum. Bases 196 to 1647 code for a protein of 483 amino acids. The record is from RefSeq and is a predicted model, not a curated record.